AUGUCGUUCUAUCGUUCGGAAAGUACUAUUCUUAUCGAUUACAAAAAUUCAUUAAACACCUUAGACAGUCUCAAGUCUGACGAAUACUUUUUACCUACCGAAGUAGCGAUACACAAUAAAUCAAACGAUUGUUGGGUUUCUUGUAACGGCGUCGUUUACGAUCUGACUGAUUUAUGUAAAUUGUGGUUAUGUACACGAGCGAUAAAACCUAUAAUAGCGUACGCAGGAAAAGAUAUUAGUCAUUGGUUCGAUCAUAAUCGAGAUGAUAUUAAAUAUUAUAUUCAUCCUGUUACCGGUGUAUCAGUACCAUAUUGUCCACAUGGACCAAUACCGGAUGUAUCCGAUUAUGUCGUACCUUCUACAGAUUGGCGACCGUUAAACAAAUGUCCAUGGUGGUUAGACGAAAAAUAUAAGUUAGGUAAACUCACAAAAAAUCCACGACCUUGUAGAAUUAUCAAUGUUCUUACCAAAACGAGUUGUGUUAUAAUGGUUUGCGAAGAGGAUACGAUUAAACGUAUUCAAGAACGUGCUUCGUUAUUUAUUCCACAUGGACAAAAUUACUCGUGGACGUUUGAAGGGAAAGAUAUCAAUCUCGAUGGUACAUUAACGGAAAAUAAUAUUCCGGAUGAACGCGAACGUUUCGUAGCUUGUGGACUUCCCGAGGAUUAUUAUGUUCCAAGUAUUAUGUGUUAUUACAUCGACGAGGAAGAUUUGUACGAAUCCGAUUAAUCCGAAAUUAACGGGCUACGUAAUAAUAAUUAAUUA
Molecule: messenger RNA, 765 nt
Organism: Vespula pensylvanica (western yellowjacket)
Lineage: Eukaryota; Metazoa; Arthropoda; Insecta; Hymenoptera; Vespidae
Product: cytochrome b5 domain-containing protein 1
Exons: 2
Coding region: 1-729 (242 amino acids)
Source: RefSeq, a predicted model, not a curated record